Thunnus maccoyii (southern bluefin tuna) is the source of this 3765-nucleotide messenger RNA. RefSeq names its product myelin basic protein-like. The record is from RefSeq and is a predicted model, not a curated record. Bases 66 to 485 code for a protein of 139 amino acids. Gene Ontology annotation, molecular function: structural constituent of myelin sheath. NCBI's taxonomy places the organism in Eukaryota, Metazoa, Chordata, Actinopteri, Scombriformes, Scombridae. The transcript has 4 exons.
CCACGUCGGCAUCAUGUAGAUGGUGGACUGGAAGGGGAUGCAGAAGAGCAGUCUCUGUCAGCAGCAUGGGCCAGCAUCUAGGAAAGAGGGAGUUGCCCACAGACAGCAAGGCUUCGUCGCCUGAACCUGAAGCAGAGCAGAGAACAGCAACAGCAGCAGAACCUGAAUCACAAGAUGAAGUGUUUGGCCUGGGUGAGGCAGAUGCGAACCAGAACAAUGGCUGCGUCUCGGAGAAGCCGGUGGUGACUGACUCCACGGGCGCUGAGGGCCCCCGCCAACCCUGGACCUCUGCCAGCACAGCUGACCCUGACGCCGCCACACCACGCCCCCACCUGGUCCGCCUCUUCUCCCGAGAUGCCCCGGGCCGAGAGGACAACACCUUCAAAGACCGACCCUCUGAAUCGGACGAGUUGCAGACCAUCCAGGAGCACAGCGGAGCGGCUUCAGAGUGUGGGUCGGACAGCCCCGAACAGGACCUAGACUAGGCUAGCUUUUUUUUUUCCCUCCCUCUCCUCUCUUUUCUCUUUUCCCUCCUCUGUCCUUCACUCUCUUAUUUAAGAGAGACAAGAACCCCACAUUUGACAAAUACGAAUAUAUACUACCAAACUACUACUACCAUGGCAUCUGCAAGCAGCUCUGCACAAGCCGCCUUCGGACUGGGCCGGAGGAAGAAGAACCCCGGCCUCCUGGAUCAGAUUGGAAAGUUCUUUGGAGGGGACAAGAAGAGGAAGAGCAAGGUGAGGAAGCAGGGAGGGUCGAGGUGAAAACUCGACCCUUCUCAAGUAUCUCAGUUCAUUCUGCUGAUUCGCUCCCAGAACCACUUUUUACUUCUGAUUCUUUAACAGAUCAUGUAAGAAUAUUUGUAAUAGUUUUGUGUUUUACUGUUGUUUUUAUGGUGAACCAAAGUCUGACAUUGUCUUAAGUUUCACGUUAACCGGCAUAACAGGUUAUGAAUUGAUAGCGGAUAAUGACUUUGGCUGGGGUUUGUUUUAUUUUUUGUUACAAAGAGGCUGUGACUUUGAAUCAUUUAAGAAUUAAUACCCGUAUUGUUCUGUUUUUCUUUUAUUUGAAUGGUACUGACAUUAGUAGCAUUAUUCUCUAUAUCUGUUGUAGGUGACAUAUAGUCUAAUAUAAGUGAAUGGUGGAUUUGUUCACUCUUUGCUGCCGUAGUGCAGUUUGUUUAUUGGAACAUUUGUCAAACUGGAGUUAAGAACAGCUGUGUUGCAGUUCAGCUAUGUCCCUAAAUGAUAAUGAUGAUUAUGAUGAUGUGAGAGAUGGGGAACUUUAUGCCUGCAUCAUUAAGAUGUAAUACUGGUACAUAAUUUUGCAUUUUAGUGGCAUUAGGUACUCUGCAGAGAGUGAGUUUCUUUGAUUUCUCUGUCUCUGGGCUAAUAUUUAAACAUCUGUGAUAAGUCAGCCAUAGGGAAGUGCUCUACUACUGUUUGCACACACGGUACAGCAAUCUGCUAAGUCACUUUCAAGUUAAUGAUGACAUUAUGGUAUGUAUGAUCAAAGAGAAAUAUUUUAAAAUGUAAUGAUAUGUUAGAUUAGGAGCAUAUUAUCAUCCCUGGUUUGGGAAUAUAUACAAGAGUCUAUAAAGUAAGAACAGGCUUAUCUUAUCUUGCAGACGAGUGAUUAUUUCAGCCUGCAGUGCUAUUUUAUUACUCUGCACUUUAGUGUUGUCAAGAUACCAGAAGUUUGACUGUUAGCAUCUUAGUGUGACACUCAACCUCACUGAUCAGACCCAUGUUGUCCAAAAAAUGAAUAAAUAAUGUUGGCUUAGUGUCCAUUUUUGCUAUUGUUCCAUGUGUAGCUCCUGGCACCAGUUUGUCCACCAGUUUAGGCAGACUGGGAUCCAGUUCCAGACAUGAUGGACUGCUUGGCACUGUUGCCACGGCUAUUAGGAACUAGACAGCAGCUCUGUUGGUUCCACUGAUUUUCAGGCCCUGGGCCAUGUGCUCAGUGAUGCCCUCUGGAGGCAGUGAUGAAAUGAAAAUUUGAAGCUUUCAAAACACUGGGCUGAAUGAGUUUCGGUUAUCCUGACAACACUGCUGCAAUGUAUUGACGCUAAAUCCCAAAGCCUGUUGUAAAUCUGUCAGAAAGAGUGCUGCUGUAUAUCUUCCAGCAAGAUUCAUGGCUGUUCAUUUGGACACUUGUUUUUACAAACCAUGGAUAUUACUUAUGAUGGUUUUAAAGGAAAACUAUGGUACAGUUAGGAAAUUCCUUUGGGCAAAAACAUCCUCUCUGAUUAUAAGCUUUUUUUUUCCAGCUCCACUAACCCUGCAGAGUGCUAAUCAGAGUGCUUUGGCAAGAUAAUUGCAAAGAAAUCACUGAACAGCAUGAAAAUAUGCAUUUCCCCAUGCCUUACAUCAACUAUGAAAAGGUGUUUAGUGAAAGAUCCAGGAUGGAAAUGAUUUUAUAUAUGUGCUUUAGCCUGUUCUGCUGAUCAGAUAUUAUUUUGCUUUGGUUAAAAUUAUACUCAUGAGAUGUUCAGGGAAAAUGUCAACAGAACAAAUUGUGAAGCUAUCAUUUAACAUUAGGCGAGGGAGUGAUUUGCUGCAGUAUUUGUUUGAUUUUCUUUUUCCUUAUGCCAUAAAAUGUAAAUGCUCUCCAUAUUGAUGACAAGUUUACUAAAAAAAAAACAAAAAAAAACAGUUGUACAAAUAUAUAUUUAUGUAUUCACCAAGGGUUUGCCUUCAGAUGAUGAGUGUUCACAUCUCAAGUAAAUGACAGACAGGUUCGCCCCACCUCCGUUGCCUCUAGCCAAAAACAACUUGCACUUUCUGCUGCAAAGGCUUUUUAUUCCCAUAAAGAAUUCUACAUAAGACAGAUAUUGUUCAGUUUCAUUUCUGAUCCGCCCUGCCUGUCUGUGUGCACAGAUGCUCCACAGACGUACUUAAUGUAUACUUUGACUUAAAGGCGGCAGUAUUAGUGGGAUACUUUGUGUCAGUGUUUUUUGUUGGGUCUUACAUGUAAAUAUGCAUGCUUAUUUGAGUAAAGCUGAACUGUUUUAAUAUUUGGCAGGUGUGGAGCCAUUUACAAACUGAUAUCUUGGGCUUUUUUUGUCCCUUGUCUCAUUUAUUUACAUAACUUUCAAUCCAGGCCUGAGUAUGGGCUAUGAGAAAAUGUUUAAACAGUACAUAAGAGCUGUUUCAGAAGUUGAGAGACAACACCAAAAAAAGACAAACUCCACUCUCAGGAUAUGAAACUACUGCAGGAAAUCUGCAUUUCAAUGCUAACAGGUUUUUGAUCAUUUCAAAUUACAGGGAUAAUCAUGUGCUAUUUGGAGGGGAAAUUAAGUUUGCAUGAACAAUAGUCAUUAAAGCAGAAAUGAAGACUCAUAAAGAGCAGAGAAUAUUUCAAGUCUUAAUUUGUAUAUUUUCAUUUGUUGAAUGGCAGACAAGUCAUAUAAUGCGAUACAGGAGUGAUUACUGUGUAUGAAUCAGGCUUCAGCAGAACAGUCAAAACCAAAACUCAUGUGAUACUGUACUCUAACCCCAGUGUCUUGGAUGGAGAGGGAGGGGGACGGGGGAGGUCCUCCCUCACAUCAGUUUGCUCACCUCAGGUUCACCUGUCUUUGACCCAGUCAGAGAGUUUGUUUGAACCAGCAGUGGAUCUCUGCUGAUCCCUGUUUUGUAACGCCUUCAAUUUUACAGUGGAUACUUGUAACCGUCUGUUGUGAACUGUUGUGACCGCUGACCUGUUCCUAACCUGAUCCUGUUGUCAGCUUUUGGAUUAUUGCUUGAUUAAAACUCUUUAACAACA